Messenger RNA from Parnassius mnemosyne (clouded apollo), 405 nucleotides. The record is from the annotation of a GenBank genome assembly. Lineage: Eukaryota; Metazoa; Arthropoda; Insecta; Lepidoptera; Papilionidae.
AUGGUUGGUGCUGCCCCACAAUUCCAAUACCAACCGCAGCAACAGUACCCAGGUCAACAAAUUCCCAUCCUCAGUCAGACUCAAGAAGUAAAUUUUGACGGCUCCUACCAGUACAGCUAUGAGACUGGAAAUGGCAUCGCAGCCCAAGAACAAGGUUACCUGAAGAACGCCGGUGUGAAGGAUGCAGAGGCUCAGGUCGCCCAGGGUUCAUUUAGCUACACAUCGCCCGAAGGCAUUCCUAUUACUGUCACUUAUAUCGCUGAUGAAAACGGUUUCCGUGCGGAAGGCGCUCAUUUGCCUACUCCUCCCCCAAUCCCAGAAGCAAUUGCUCGUGCACUCCAGUAUAUCCAGUCCCAGCCCCAGCAACCCCAACCAACAUUCCAGCAGCAACCUUUCCGCGGUUAG